CCAGGGGAUUCAGCAAAAACAAGUCACACACACCAGUCAAUCUAGUCUUUCUGAAAUUGCAAGCGAGCAAGCCUCAAAACUCCUCAGUCGAUCUUCCUGGAGUAAGAGGCCUGUCAUCGCAUUCUGUUCGAGCUGCCACUGACCACUGGCACAGGAUGUCACAGGGACGAUUUGUCUUUUCCCCUUCCGCUUUGCGCUCACUGGAGAGGGACAAGGAGCUGCUGGAGAGGGAACAAAGCCAGAGACGUCUGGCAGCUCCUGCAGUGACCAGCUACUUUCUGAGAAAGGAAGUGAGAGAGAAAAGCAUAGCAUGGAGUCACGGAUCUCCUCAGCGCCCUGCUUUGAUAUGCAAAGACCUAGUUGUCCAGAAUGCCCUGUAUACGGGGGACCUGGAGGCUCUGCGUCAACUGUUCCCCAAAGGAGCACCGGUCAAUCUGGUUAUUCAGCCUGAAGGAGGAGACAUGAUCUGGGUGAACAAGGGUGGACUUUGGUCUCUCGCCUACGAGCAGGAGCUCACCACACCCCUGCACAUCACAGCCGGCCGUGGCUUCACUGAGUGCUUGAGGCUCUUGCUCCUGAGAGGUGCUAAUGUUGACCUGGCACCAGGCGGCACCACUGCUCUGCACGAGGCCUGUGAGGAGUGCCAGGGCGAGUGUGCCAAGCUGCUGUUGUCAUAUGGUGCUAACGCCAAUGCGGUGAAUGAGGAUGGUCUCAUGCCCUUACACGUCUGCACAGAGCUGGAAUCCAUUGAAUGUGCUAAACACCUACUCCAGUUUGGAGCUGCUGUGAAUGGCCGAAGCCUGGAGGAGGAUGACAGUCCUCUCCAUGUGGCCUGCCGCCACGGCCUGCCUGACCACGUCAGCCUCUACCUGCGCUACGGGGCCCACCUGGAGCAUCACAACGAUGAGGGCAAGAGCCCGCUCAACGCCGCCUGUUCUCAGCCACAGGAGAAGGCUACUCUGGGCCGCUACUACCAGGUGUGCCAGCAACUGGUGGAGGCCGGGGCCAAGGUGGGCACAGAGGACCUGCAGCACCAGACGCCGCUGCACAUGUCCUGCAAGAACGUGAACCCGGACGUGGUGGACCUCAUGCUGAAAAACGGGGCCCACGUCAAUGACAUGUGCUACGGGGGCAACGCGCCCAUGCACAACGUGCUGAAAGAGGUGGCCUACAAGCCAGAGCAUGAGCCAGAGAGAGUGGUGCAAGCGCUGCUAAACUACGGAUCAAUACGAGUCUGGCCAGGAGCACUGCCCCAGGUUUUGAAAUACUGUUGCACUUCUCCUCGUGUCAUUGAGGUUCUCUUGAAUGCCUAUGACCGCCUCAAAAUCACAGAAGCCUGGGUGGAGGCUGUGCCACCCGAAGUAUUCAAGCAACACCAAGGUUUCUAUGAGUCAGUGUUCGCUCUGACCCAAACACCUCGGUCACUGCAGCAUUUGGCUCGCUUCAAACUACGGAACUAUCUUGAGGGACGCCUGACAAAGGUGGUACCCAAACUCGACCUCCCCAACUUCUUGAAGAAAUACCUUCUGCUGGAUUUCAGAGACUAUGUCCACUGAGGGCAGGUGUUUGUAACGCCUCGCUGCCCUUAUAUCCUGUAUAUAUGGUUGAACAUUGUGUCUUUCCACAUCUGUAUAAUCUGGGUAUAGGUUCACAUGAAAGCUGUUUCUGUCUUUAGUUUCUAUGCCAGACUGUAACUGCACAUAAUUGCACAUCAUUAUCUAAUGCUUGCAAUACUGAGUUGAAGGUUAUUUGCAAGAAAAGUGUGUUGUGUCCACUCUAUAAAGCAGAGUGGUCUUUUAAUUUGGCCACAGACGUGACUGCUCAUGGAUUUUGCCAGAGAAUGCAAUACUAUGAAAUAUGUAUAUAAUGGUUACACUAUACAAUGAAAGUGACAUGUUUUAAUGUAGUACUGUUGUUCAGACUAUUUUAGUGAAGUAUUCAAAUGACCAUCUGAAAGACAAUUGCAUGGUAGUCUACAAUAUUGGAUUAAUUAUUUUAACAAACUAAGAUGUAAUUAAACAAACAUAUUUAAAUAUUGAUUUAUAUAGAAUUUAUUAUUUAAUUUGAAAAAGCUUCUUAAUCUCAAUCAAAUAUUUGCACUGAAGAGGCAAGUCAUGCCAUGAAGAGCUAAUGCUUAUAGCCUACCACAAGGGGGUGCUACGGUCAUUAUGUGACCAAUUACAAAAUCGCUAAUAGUAGCCUACCUUUUCCACAGUCAAUUAAGUUUGGUGAAAUAGGAUUUAGGAAUAAGACAAUUAGCAAAACAAAAUGCCAUCUAAUAUAGAGAGAUCAAUGCCUUAUGAUGUUCAUUCAGAAGUUCAAUGUAAGCAACGCUGCACAAACCUUACAGUAGGCUAUAACUGUCCCAUGAGCAACAUCACAUACUCUUUGUAAUUUCAUAAAACUAUGCCGUAUAAUCUGAUUCAACAAGAUGCUAUUUGAAUGCAUUCCUUUUUUGAUGUAGCCUACCAUGCGGUCUAUUAUAUCUAUUAUAUUGCUUUAAAUGGUCAUACAAAUUGUCAAUAAAUCAUUGCAUUUUUUUUCGCCAUGUAA
This is a messenger RNA of Alosa sapidissima (American shad), 2553 nucleotides long. RefSeq names its product ankyrin repeat and SOCS box containing 10 (gene asb10). Bases 156 to 1556 code for a protein of 466 amino acids. Gene Ontology annotation, molecular function: transmembrane transporter binding. The transcript has 5 exons. Lineage: Eukaryota; Metazoa; Chordata; Actinopteri; Clupeiformes; Clupeidae. Gene Ontology annotation, cellular component: membrane; axon initial segment; synapse. Gene Ontology annotation, biological process: neuronal action potential; intracellular signal transduction; negative regulation of delayed rectifier potassium channel activity. The record is from RefSeq and is a predicted model, not a curated record.